CUACUCCCCCUAUUUCAAGUUGUUUGUCUUGCUUUCCUUUUUAGUUUGUUUCAAGAAGAAUGCCUCUUUCCUAAUUUGGCAACUCAGUAAUAAGUAACUUCAACAUCCUACGUGGCGUGUUUAAGACCAACAGAAUGAAGUGAAUUUUGAUGCAUUAUACAUAUCUAUAAUUUAAGACCACAAGAUUUAAUAAUCUUCUUUACUUAAACUCCGUGCCAAGUCAAACUAAGACAAGCAAAUUGAAACAGAGGGUAUAUUAGUUUUGUCAACAAUAGAAAAUAUAUUUAUUAGUUUUGUCAUAGUGACUACUGUCUACAAAGUCAGUUUGUUUGGUCCCAUUCAUUAGUUAUUAAAGUUGUAGCCUGUUGUUUUGCAAACUUCUGGAGUAAAAUGCUCUCUAUGUGCAAAGAUGAAUGAUGGAUAAAUGCCCUUGUACUUGGUCUAUGUUCGUUUUGGUUUUACUGCUGUCAAUAUACAUGUUACCCUACUGCCUUUGCAUGCUUAAACAAGAUCUUUUCAAUUCCUUUAUGACAAAGCAAGGCGAUAACUUUUAUUGCGUGGGUCUCCUACCUAUUGAAGGAAUGAUUGGUAUUAUUGGACAGAACUUUAUGGAGGGAUAUCGAUUGGUGUUUGAUUGGGAAAACAUGAAGUUGGGUUGGUCUCACUCCAAGUGUCAAGAUAUAGGUGGGACAGCAAAGGUAUCACCAACACCACCUCCGAGUGGUUUGACAUCAAAUCCGCUGCCAACGACUGAGCAACAAAGAAACUCGGGUGGACAUGCAGUUGCACCCGCCAUUGCCGGUAAAGCUACCCCUAAACCAUCUGCAGCAUCACUCCUUGCAGUUUCAUGGCAUUACACUAUGAGUUCUCUUCUAUUUUCAUUGGUUGUAUGGUUGCGUUAUCUGAUAUAGCAUUUGUAAUUAUGUACGUAUAUGUAAAUUCUCAUUUCUUCAAUCAGAUCCUUUUCUCACAAAUCAUUCAGUCUAGUCAGUUAAUUUCAUUGGUGUUGUUUCUUUCCUCAUAUCUAUAGCUCUUUCUAUGUCA
Molecule: messenger RNA, 1044 nt
Organism: Solanum tuberosum (potato)
Lineage: Eukaryota; Viridiplantae; Streptophyta; Magnoliopsida; Solanales; Solanaceae
Product: aspartic proteinase-like protein 1
Exons: 4
Coding region: 414-911 (165 amino acids)
Source: RefSeq, a predicted model, not a curated record